AUGAAAAUCAAAAACAAGCCAAAGAAGCUAAGUAUGACUUUGUCCUCUCAAUUACUUGUUCAUUUUAUCUUACUCAUCCUCCUCCAGCUUCCGUUACACUACCUUUUGGUUGGUGUAUCAUCAGCCCCUUUAAGCAUCACCACAGACACAGAAGCCUUGAUCUCAUUCAAGUCUCAACUGACAAAAGACACUCUUAAUCCCCUAUAUUCUUGGAACCAUAAUUCAUCCCCUUGCAAUUGGACUGGUGUCCAAUGUGACAGGCUUGGCCAAAGAGUUACAGGCUUGGAUCUUUCAGGCUUGAAACUAUCAGGUCACUUAAGUCCUUAUAUUGGUAAUCUCUCCUCUCUCAAGUCACUCCAUUUGCAGAAUAACCAACUUAGAGGAGUGAUUCCUGACCAAAUUGGCAACCUAUUCAGUUUGAGAGUCCUAAAUAUGAGCUCUAACAUGUUAGAAGGAAAGCUUCCUUCAAACUUCACCCACUUGAAUGAGCUCCAGAUUCUUGAUUUAUCGUCAAACAAGAUUGUAAGCAAGAUUCCUGAAGAUAUCAGCAGCUUAAAAAGGCUUGAGGUUUUGAAACUGGGAAGGAAUAGCCUCUAUGGUGAAAUCCCAGCAUCUCUGGGAAAUAUUUCUUCUCUCAAAAAUAUCAGUUUUGGCACCAACUUUCUCACUGGCUGGAUUCCCAGUGACUUGGCUAGGUUGCAUGUUUUGGUUGAGCUUGAUCUCACUCUUAACAAUCUCAAUGGGGUUGUUCCACCUGUUAUAUACAACUUGUCUUCCCUUGUUAAAUUUGCCUUACCUUCAAACUCUUUGUGGGGUGAGAUUCCUCAGGAUAUUGGUCACAAGCUUCCAAAACUUACAGAGUUCAAUAUCUGCUUCAAUUAUUUCACAGGUGGAAUUCCAGGGUCUUUGCACAACCUCACCAACAUUAGGGUCAUUGGCAUGGCUUCCAACUUUUUGGAAGGAACCGUGCCACCUGGUUUGGGAAAUCUCCCAUUUCUUCGCUUGUUUAAUAUUGGUUAUAAUUCGUUAGUGAGUUCAGGUGUCAGAGGUUUAGACUUCAUUACUUCCUUGACAAACAGUACUCACCUCAACUUUCUGUCAAUUGGUGGAAACAUGUUGGAAGGUGUGAUUCCAGAAACCAUUGGCAAUCUCUCCAAGGAUCUGUCAACAUUUUACAUGGGACAGAAUCGUUUAAAUGGAAGCAUACCCCCCUCCAUUGGUCGUCUUAGUGGCUUGCAGUUGUUAAACUUAAGCUACAAUAAAUUCUCUGGAGAAAUCCCACAUGAGUUAGGCCAGUUAGCGGAACUACAAGAACUAUCUCUGGCUGGAAAUGAGAUAUCAGGGGUUAUUCCAGAUUCCCUAGGUAAUCUCCUCAUGUUAAACCUGAUUGACUUGUCAGGAAACAGGCUUGUGGGGAGGAUACGGACCAGUUUUGGGAAUUUUCGAAGACUGCUUUACAUGGACUUAUCAAGCAACCAACUCAAUGGAAGCAUUCCUAUGGAAAUCCUCAAUCUCCCAAGUUUGAGCAAUGUUUUGAACUUGUCAAUGAACUAUUUGAGUGGAUCAAUACCUCAAAUUGGGAGAUUGAGUGGUGUUGCCUCCAUUGACUUUUCUAGCAACCAAUUGUAUGGUGGCAUCCCCAGCUCAUUCGGCAAUUGUCUCAGCUUGGAAAUUUUGUUUUUGACCAGGAAUCAGCUUUCAGGUUCCAUUCCAAAGGCUCUUGGAGAACUGAGAGGCUUGGAAACUUUGGACCUAUCCUCCAACCAACUCUCUGGAACCAUUCCUGUUGAACUUCAAAAUUUACAGGCGCUUAAGCUCUUAAACCUCGCGUACAAUGAUUUAGAAGGAGCCAUUCCUAGUGGUGGAGUUUUCCAAAAUCUCUCUGCUGUCCGUCUAGAAGGCAAUGAAAACCUCUGCUUGCAAAUCCCAUGUGUGAAUCGUGGCCAAGGAAGAAAAAAUGUAAGACAUUAUAUCAUCAUAGCCAUUAUAGUAGCAUUAGUACUGUGUCUCACAAUUGGCUCACUACUAUAUAUAAAGAGCAGAAAGGUAAAGGUAGCAGCAGCAGCAUCUGAACAGAUAAAACCUCUUGCACCAAUGAUCUCUUAUGAUGAGCUUCGUUUGGCAACUGAGGAGUUCAACCAGGAAAACUUAUUAGGAGUUGGGAGUUUUGGGUCAGUUUACAAAGGCAAUCUAAGUCAUGGAACUACUGUUGCAGUGAAAGUUCUUGAGACCCUAAGAACUGACUCUUUAAAGAGUUUCUUUGCAGAAUGCGAGGCUAUGAAGAACAUAAGGCAUCGAAAUCUGGUCAAGCUCAUCACAUCAUGCUCUAGUGUUGACUUCAAAAACAAUGACUUUCGAGCACUGGUGUAUGAGUAUCUGUGUAAUGGUAACUUGGAAGAUUGGAUUAAGGGGAGGAGAAAACAUGCAAACGGAAAUGGGUUGAACCUUAUGGAGAGACUGAAUAUAGCAAUAGAUGUUGCAUGUGCAUUGGAUUACCUGCACAAUGACAUUGAAAUCCCAGUUGUGCACUGUGAUUUGAAGCCUAGCAACAUUCUACUGGACGCAGACAUGACAGCAAAGGUUGGAGACUUUGGAUUGGCUAGGUUGCUUAUUCAGAGAUCAACUAACGAAGCUUCCAUUAGCUUCACUCAUCUCCUUAGGGGCUCUAUUGGUUACAUACCUCCAGAAUAUGGAUGGGGAGAGAAAGCAUGUGCAGCUGGAGAUGUAUAUAGUUUUGGUAUAGUGUUAAUGGAGCUCUUAUCUGGGAAAAGCCCUACAGAUGAGUGUUUUACAGGAGGCCUAAGCAUAAGAAGAUGGAUGCAUUCAGCAUUGAAAGACAAGACAGUGGAAGCCAUUGACCCUCAGUUGGUGUCCCUAAUUUUGCAUGAUGACCCUUCAGAAGGACCAAAUAACCUACAAGUGUGUUGUGUGGAUGCAAUAAUAGGAGUAGCCAUAUCUUGCACUGCAGAUAACCCAGAUGAACGCAUUGACAUUAGAGAUGCUGUUCAGAAACUGAGAAAGCUUCAAGAGACAUUCUUUCGAAUCACUCCAAUGAGAGCCACAUUACACCUAUCGGAGAUACCAAGUCUUAUUUCCUUGUUUCAGUAA
Messenger RNA from Sphenostylis stenocarpa, 3108 nucleotides. Lineage: Eukaryota; Viridiplantae; Streptophyta; Magnoliopsida; Fabales; Fabaceae. The record is from the annotation of a GenBank genome assembly.